Molecule: messenger RNA, 7982 nt
Organism: Danio aesculapii
Lineage: Eukaryota; Metazoa; Chordata; Actinopteri; Cypriniformes; Danionidae
Gene: col11a1b
Product: collagen, type XI, alpha 1b
Exons: 67
Coding region: 272-5722 (1816 amino acids)
Molecular function (GO): extracellular matrix structural constituent
Source: RefSeq, a predicted model, not a curated record
CUUUUUCCUCACGGGUCAGGUUUAGUCCACACGUCCAACCCUCCAAAAGACUUGGACUCUUCAGGGAACAAACGGGUUUCCCUUUUUUUCACGAGAGCCCGUUUACCUUCAGUCUGAGCGUCUGCUGGGCGGAGGGACUGUGGAGUUUCUUCACGACGAAAAACCAAUUGAUUUUUUUCGCUCAUGGCAGUGCAGAAAUAAUUGACAAUAAUCUGGAUUGAGUAAAAAAGGAGCGAUUUUGAAAUUAAGACGCAGUUGAGGGGCUUCGGUCAUGGAUAAGGAUAAGGAAAGGUGGUCCACGAGAUGGAAAACGAAAAAGUGUCCCAGAAACUCCGUUUUAAGUGCAAUCUUCAGUCUGAUAUUUGUCCUACAGGCAACACAAGUGAGAGCAGCUGAACCCGUGGAUGUGCUCAAGGUCUUAGAUUUUAAAAGUUCACCUGAAGGAGUGAAGAAAACACCAGGCUUCUGCACCAUCCGGAGAGGAUCCAAACCAGAUGUGGCCUACCGAGUGGACAAACGGGCCCAAAUCAGCGCCCCAACCAAGCAGCUCUUCCCAGGAGGAGUAUUCCCAGAGGAUUUUUCUAUCCUUAUGACUAUCAAGCCAAAAGCGGGAGUACAGUCCUUCCUUUUGUCGGUGUACAACGAGCAGGGCAUCCAGCAGCUGGGUGUGGAGGUGGGCCGCUCUCCGCUCUUCCUGUAUGAGGAUCAGCAUGGGAAACCUGCUCCUGAGGAUUACCCCCUUUUCCGUGCCAUCAACCUCGCAGAUGGAAAGUGGCACCGUGUGGCUUUUAGCAUCGAGAAGAAGACUGUCACGAUGAUUGUGGACUGUAAGAAGAAGAUCUCUAAACCACUCAGCAGAAGUGACCAUGCAAUCAUCAACACAGAUGGCAUCGCUAUCUUCGGCACCAGAAUCCUGGACGAAGAAGUUUUUGAGGGGGACAUCCAGCAGCUUCUUCUUGUAGCGGACCCUCGUGCAGCCUACGACUACUGUGAACACUACAGCCCUGACUGUGAAACCCCUCACCAGGACACUCCACAGGCCCAGGAACCCGAGGAAGAGUACAAUCCCGAAUACUCAGAUGCAUAUGGGUUCUAUGAAUACACAGAUGAAGUGACUGCCACUGAAAAUCCCACUGACAACGUUCGUACUGACACCAAGCCCAGCACUGUCGACACUGGAGACUACUACAUUGAGCAGGAUUACGGCACUGAAGCUCCUUCUGUUUCCAAUCCAGCCAAUGAGAAUCCAUUGCCAAAAGAGGAAAUAGUAGACGACUACAUUACAGGCGUAGAACAAGUUGGAGUGGAUGCCACCGCUGCCACUGAGGAGAAUGUGAAAUAUGUGGAGUCCAGAAGCACAAAUGGAGGUGAAGCUGAGGACUUUAAAGAAUAUGACCUUAACACAUAUGAUGGAAAAGAGAUAGACCCCAGCAAUUAUGAUGAUUCCUUCUAUGACUACACUAACGGAGCCAAACCCACUGGAAACCCAACCUAUGAGGACGAGAUUGGACCUGGACGACCUGCUGAAACUGAGGUCACUGAGAGCAAUGUUGGUGGUGGUUAUGGUGGAGAGAAGGGGCAGAAAGGUGAACCUGCAGUCAUUGAGCCGGGGAUGCUUAUAGAGGGACUCCCAGGACCACCGGGGCCCGCCGGGCUCCCCGGCACUCCAGGAAUUCAAGGCUCCCCGGGCCUCCACGGAGAUCCAGGUGAAAGAGGUCCUCCUGGUCGUCCAGGUUUGCCAGGCGGAGAUGGAGCUCCGGGGCCUUCUGGCACCAUCCUCAUGUUGCCGUUCCGCGCCGGUGGAGAAUCUUCAAAAGGCCCGGUGGUGUCGGCACAAGAAGCUCAGGCCCAAGCCAUCCUCGCCCAGGCGCGGUUGACUAUGAGGGGACCACCUGGUCCAAUGGGAUUGACAGGACGCUCCGGCCCUGUGGGUGGUCCUGGUGCACCUGGUGCUAAAGGGGAAAGCGGAGAUUCUGGCCCACAGGGACCUAGAGGACUUCAAGGCCCUACUGGUUCACCUGGAAAAGCAGGCAAGAGGGGCCGAAAUGGAGCAGAUGGAGCCAGAGGAAUUCCUGGAGAAUCGGGAGCCAAGGGCGACCGAGGAUUUGAUGGCCUUCCUGGUCUACCUGGUGAAAAAGGACACAGAGGCGAGCAAGGUCCUAUCGGCCCACCAGGCUCUCCAGGAGAGGAUGGACCGAGGGGUGAGGAUGGUGAGAUCGGACAGAGAGGAAUGCCAGGAGAAAGUGGUCCAAGAGGUCUGCUGGGCCCCAGAGGAUCUCCUGGUACUGCUGGCCAGCGUGGUCUGACUGGUUUGGAUGGACCACCUGGCCCUAAGGGAAACAUGGGUCCUCAAGGAGAGCCUGGACCUUCUGGUCAACAGGGGAACACUGGUCCACAUGGUCUGCCUGGUCCUCAAGGCCCCAUCGGUCCACCUGGAGAGAAAGGUCCCGGUGGGAAACAGGGUCUCCAUGGACUGGCUGGAGCUGAUGGGCCUCCUGGUCAUCCAGGGAAAGAGGGUCCUCCCGGGGACAAAGGAGCAGCUGGCCAGCCAGGUCCCCAGGGGUCCAUUGGCUAUCCCGGGCCUAGAGGUGUGAAGGGUGCUGAAGGCGUCCGAGGCCUGAAAGGAGGCAAAGGCGAGAAGGGAGAAGAUGGUUUCCCUGGGUUCAAGGGAGACAUGGGCCUCAAGGGUGACAAGGGAGAGGUCGGUGUGAUUGGUCCCAGAGGAGAAGAUGGACCAGAGGGGCCGAAGGGUAAAUCAGGUCCCAGUGGAGAGGCCGGUCCAAUGGGCACAGCAGGAGAGAAGGGAAAACUUGGUGUUCCAGGUUUGCCUGGCUAUCCAGGAAGGCAAGGACCAAAGGGCUCUACUGGUUUCAUCGGCUUCCCUGGAGCCAAUGGUGAGAAAGGAGGACGGGGUAUUGCUGGUAAAGCGGGUCCAAGAGGACAAAGAGGUCCAACGGGUCCCCGUGGUGGAAGAGGUGCCAGAGGUCCAACAGGAAAACCCGGAGCUAAGGGAACAUCAGGAAAUGAUGGACCAUCUGGUGGCCCAGGAGAGAGAGGACCCCAAGGACCUCAAGGACCUGUUGGAUUAACCGGCCCGAAAGGCCCACCUGGGCCUCCUGGAAAGGACGGACUGCCCGGUCACCCUGGACAGCGAGGAGAGACUGGUUUCCAAGGCAAGACUGGACCUCCUGGACCUGGAGGUGUUGUUGGCCCACAGGGCUCUACGGGAGAAACUGGUCCUGUUGGAGAAAGAGGGCAUCCUGGAUCCCCAGGACCCCCUGGAGAGCAAGGUCUCCCUGGAGCUGCUGGCAAAGAAGGUGGAAAGGGUGAUCCAGGUCCUCAGGGGAUUUCAGGGAAACCUGGCCCUGCUGGAUUGAAAGGGUUUCCAGGACAAAGGGGGCUUCCUGGCGCAGCGGGUCUGUCAGGUCUGAAGGGAGGCGAGGGUCCGCAGGGUCCACAAGGCCCUAACGGAUCCCCGGGAGAGAGAGGACCCGCUGGACCAGGAGGACCCAUUGGUCAAACAGGACGCAACGGUCCCCAGGGACCCCCAGGACCUGCUGGAGAGAAGGGUGGUCCGGGUGAAAAAGGUCCCGCUGGUCCUGCCGGUCGGGAUGGCAUCCAGGGUCCAGUCGGACUCCCAGGCCCAGCCGGACCUCAAGGUCCACCUGGAGAGGAUGGUGACAAGGGGGAAGUUGGAGAACCUGGUCAAAAAGGAAGCAAAGGUGACAAGGGUGAACACGGUCCUCCAGGUCCAGCAGGUCCACUGGGUGUCGUCGGAGCUCCAGGUCCUGCUGGAAGUGAUGGAGAAUCUGGACCCAGAGGUCAGCAGGGGAUGUUUGGGCAGAAGGGAGACGAGGGGCCCCGAGGUUUUCCAGGUCUUCCUGGUCCCGUUGGAUUGCAGGGUUUGCCGGGACCACCAGGCGAGAAGGGAGAGAAUGGAGAUGUUGGCCCAAUGGGUCCACCCGGUCCUCCUGGCCCUAGAGGUCCUCAGGGUCCCAGUGGAGCUGAUGGUGCUCCUGGUCCUCCUGGAGGUAUUGGCGCAAUGGGUGGAAAUGGUGAAAAGGGUGAGACCGGAGAGGCAGGUAAUCCAGGACCACCAGGAGAGCCGGGUUCACUUGGACCCAAAGGUGAGCUUGGAGAGAAAGGAGAAGCUGGUCCUCCUGGAGCUGCAGGACCUGCCGGUGGAAGAGGACCUCCUGGAGAUGACGGUCCCAAAGGAAACCCAGGUCCUAUCGGCUUUCCUGGAGAUCCAGGUCCCCCUGGUGAGCCCGGAGUUGGUGGACUGGAUGGACUUCCUGGAGACAAGGGAGACGAUGGAGAUGCCGGUCAGCCUGGUCCACCCGGUCCAUCUGGAGAAGCUGGUUCUCCAGGACCCCCUGGAAAGAGAGGUCCCGCUGGCCCAGCUGGUACAGAAGGCAGACAAGGAGAAAAGGGUGCAAAGGGUGAAGCCGGUGCUGAGGGACCAGGGGGCAAAACUGGGCCUGUGGGCCCCCAGGGACCUCCUGGAAAGUCUGGUGCUGAAGGCUUACGUGGCAUUCCUGGGCCUGUGGGUGAACAGGGACUUCCUGGAGCUGCAGGCCAAGACGGACCUCCUGGACCAUUGGGUCCUCCGGGUCUUCCUGGCUUGAAAGGUGACCCUGGUUCUAAGGGUGAGAAGGGUCAUCCAGGUUUGAUUGGUCUGAUUGGUCCUCCUGGUGAGUCUGGAGAAAAAGGAGAUCGAGGACUGCAAGGACCGCAGGGUAUUGGCGGAGGCAAGGGUGAUGCUGGUCCCGCUGGUUCAUCUGGUCCUGUCGGUCCACCAGGUCCUCCUGGUAUUCCUGGCACACAAGGACAGAAAGGAUCCAAAGGAUCAUCCGGUCCAGCUGGACAAAAAGGAGAGCCUGGCUUGUUAGGACCACCAGGUCCUCCGGGCCCAGCUGGUGACAUCAUCCAGUCUCUACCCCUCCAGAUGAACAAAAAAGCAAAGAGGUCAUCUGACGUUCAGGAUGAUGAAGCAGCACCAAUAGCAGAUUAUGGUAUGGAGGGAAUGGAAGAUGUGUUUGGAUCCCUCAACACCCUCAAGCAGGACAUCGAACGCAUGAAGUUCCCAUUGGGAACCCAGGAUAAUCCAGCCAGAACCUGCAAAGACCUGCAGCUCAGCCAGCCAGACUUCCCUGAUGGAUAUUACUGGAUCGAUCCAAAUAUGGGAUGCAUAAGCGACGCCUUCAAAGUGUACUGUAACUUCACUGCCGGAGGAGAAACUUGCAUUUACCCUGAUAAGAAGUCCUCAGGGGUUAGAAUAUCAAACUGGCCAAAGGAGUCCCCAGGAUCUUGGUUUAGUGAAUUCAAGCGAGGAAAAAUCUUGUCUUAUGUGGAUGUUGAGGAGAGCUCCAUAAACUCAGUCCAGAUGACGUUCCUCAAGCUGCUGAGCUCUUCUGCCCGGCAGAACUUCACAUACAUAUGCCAUCAGUCCGUGGCCUGGUACGACGCCAAGGCUGACAACUAUGACAAGGCUCUGCGUUUCCUGGGCUCCAACGAUGAGGAAAUGUCCUAUGACAACAACCCCUUCAUCAAGGCUCUUUCAGACGGCUGCUCGCUGAAGCAGGGCUAUUCUAAAUCUGUGAUGGAAAUCAACACCCCGCGCAUCGAGCAGGUGCCCAUCAUCGAUGUCAUGUUGAAUGACUUUGGGGAGUCCAGUCAAAGGUUUGGUUUCGAGGUUGGUCCCGUCUGCUUCCUCGGCUAAAGGAAACCUCCCUCUACCUUCAUGCCAAAGGCCAAGGAGUGCGGCCCACCAAGAGACCCCCAACCCACUCCCCCCUCCUCGCGCCACAAACACACACACACCAGCAGCAACACUGUGGAAUAUUCAUCAUCCCGGCGCAGUUGGAAUCAAACAGAGAGAGGACACGAACUGGUGGACAAUGGCGCACUUUCAGGAGAAGGAGGACCCAUUCUUCUACAUCUCUCCUCUGUAGGAUCUUUUCACAUUUCCAAACUCGUGUUUUUUUUUCUCUCUACUUGAAGCCUUGAGAUGUUUUUAUUUGUCCCAUUACAUGCUUAACCCCAGCACCAUUCAUGCUUGAUUAACCCUCGCCCAGUCCAAGUAAUUCCCAUUUGUUUACCCAGUUUCCUUUAUGGAUCCUCCUCCAGGUGCUGCUCAGAGAAAGACAACCACAGUGGUGUGCUCUUGUUGUAAACACCCAAACACUCACGGUGCUAUUGAACGUGCAUUUUUUAUUAUUUUUUUUGUCAGUUUUUUUGGGAUAAAACUGUAAUUAUUGUUUUGUACAAUACUGUUCUUUCUCAAUUGCCAUUAAAGGGAUAGUUCACCCCAAAAAAUGAACAUUGUUAUCAUUUAAUGACCCCUAUUUGUUCUGAACAUGCACUGUAAAUCUAUUUUGGUAACACUUUAGAAUAAUGGUGUUAAUUACUGCAUCUACUAAUAUGAACAAACAAUUAGUGAUACAUUUAUUACAGUAUUUAUUCAUCUUUUUUAACAAUAGUUAAUGUUAUUUAAGUUAAAUAACGUUAGUUAAUGUAACUCAUGGUGCAUUUAACUAAUGUUAACAAGAACUUUAGAUUUUAAUAAUGCAUUAAUUAAUGUUGAACUAUGAUUAAUAAAUGCUAUACCAGAUUAUUCAUACUUAAUGUUAGUAAAUACAUUAACUAAUGGACCACUAUUCUAAAGUGUCACCAUAAUUUUAAACAAAUCAACAAAAAUUGUUGCAUUUUUUAUUUUUUAAGUUGACUCAAAUUAACUUUUCAAGUCACUUUUACUUACAAAACAUCAAACUUCAAGAUAACGUUAGUAUAACUUACAAAAUAAACUUAUUAAAAUGGACUUAUUUUAUUAAAUUGAUAUAACUAAAAUGUUCCGUUGUUUCUUUCACAAAAGAAGGUAUUCUCAAAACAAUUCACAGUAGCCAUUGUCCUCCAUAGUAUUUUCUUUAUUACUAUGGAAACAUUCUUCUGAAUAUCUUCUAUUGUGUUCAACAGAAGAAAGAACCUUAUACGGUACAUGUUCAGAACAGGUUAAGGGUGAGAAAAUGUGAAUAGUUUUCCAUUUUGGGGUGAACUUCACCUUUAAAUCUUGCAUGUGUAUCAAAACUGAUGUGAUGAAAUAUAAAGAAUCUUUUUCUUUAGUAUUUUUUGUUUGCUUAUGUUUGAAAGCAACGGAUUUCACUCAAUCAAGUGUUCCUGCCAACUAUAAAAUAAAACAAGCAUUUCAAACCAUCCAAAAUUUGUAAUUAUAAAGUAUCCGGUUUGUAAAUAUUGACCCAUUUUAGCACUUGGAGUUUCCAUUUUAUCAAGCGAAGUGAAGUAUUAACUGGAUAAGCCGAAUGUCCGCUAUAGUGUUCAUGUGGUAGCGGUGAUGCUGUGCGAAUCAGUGACUCUACAAUGCUAAAGAAACUUGAUGAAAACUAACUUGAUGUCAGAUUGAACUUUUUGACCGUAUACCUCAAUUUCUUCAAACACGUAUCCAAUUCAACCCUGUACAUACAGAGCCUUGGUUAGAAAAUCAAGUUUAUAUAUUUGAGGCAGGGAAUUUUCAAAUAAUAAAAAAAGGCUAUUUGUUAAACAUUUGUUUGGUUAUUUUGUGAUCGAUUAUCCCAUUUAGCUCUGAAAACCGGAGGUGCUCUUCAUCAAUAUUAUAUACAGAUUCUGGACAGUAUUGUAUUAAAAGUGAUAAUUGUUUACUCUUUGUAUGAAUCAUAUUUGUAUGGUUCACUUAGUUUUUCUGUGCUGUAUGUGCAAAAUCUUCAUUUCUCUUCAUAUUUAAAGUUUCUGUGGUAAAAUGUGUUCAGGUUGUGUGCUUCUGUAAUGCUUUAGAUUGCUUGAUUUUCUUUGUUUUCUUUUUGUUUUGUUUUGUUUUGCAGUUCUGUCUGUGUUCCUGAAAAUCCUUCAAAUAUAUAUGAUGAUAGACUCGGAACUCACACAUCUGUGUAUCAUACUUAUAAUUUAUGUAAAACUUGGAAUAAAUGAUCGAUUACGUUUCAAGUAGA